This is a messenger RNA of Babesia ovata, 1167 nucleotides long. RefSeq names its product kinase domain containing protein. Gene Ontology annotation, molecular function: protein serine/threonine kinase activity; ATP binding. The transcript is spliced from 2 exons. NCBI's taxonomy places the organism in Eukaryota, Apicomplexa, Aconoidasida, Piroplasmida, Babesiidae. The coding region runs from base 1 to 1167 and encodes 388 amino acids. The record is from RefSeq and is a predicted model, not a curated record. Gene Ontology annotation, biological process: intracellular signal transduction; protein phosphorylation.
AUGGAAGUCGUUUCACUUUUCGAUAAGGUCGUUGAUGAGGUUCUGUAUCAUACGUCCGUUACCGGACACCCGGGUAUAUCCACAGUGCGUGAGGUGAUAAUUAGCGUCAAGUACGACAUUUUUUAUCUUGUCAUGGACUAUUAUCCAUGCCAACUGCUACAUUUUGACUCAAAGCUUAGCGUGUACGCCGCGAUGGGUUCAAUCAACCACGUUGCAGAUGACCAGGGAGAAUCAUGCGUGAUACGUUUAUACAAAGAAGAUUCGGCCCGGCUCAUAAUGAAGGAUAUCAUUGGAACAGUAAUGUAUCUCCACUCGGUGGGCGUCUUGCACAAGGAUCUGAAACCUGAAAACAUUCUUCUCAUUAAGGAUAAUCCAUUCAUGUACGAGCCUGUUGGUGUCUCUUCUAUGAUCGAUGUGCAUAAAAACGAUGAAAGUAGUUUCAUCGCUGAGCCCGAACCAUAUAACCCUUGUUGCAAUGAAGUAUUAGCCGAAUACGUCGGACGUUUUCUGGCGUCGGAAGAGGCAACAUCAUACUAUGAUGUUGAACUGUCUCAUGUCGUAGAGAAACACUUCCCUUAUGACAACUCAGUUGCAUCAGAUUUAGAGUGGGUAUGGGAGAAUGGAUGCGAAAUAGUCUGCGACAUUAUACAGGAGGGCAAGGACGAGACCAAAACCAUGCGGAUAGGCAAAUCCGCCGUCCACUUUGCCAAGAAAACUGCAGAAUCGUGUAUGGAUAAUUCAUCCACAUUGCUGGACUUUUUUCUCUUCGAAACUGAUUCGUCUAUACCGUACAAAAAGCCCGAAUGGUUUGUCAGCGCUACCGAAUUCUGGCGAAGUCAACGCUUCAAAGUCGCUCGACAACCAUUAAUUCAGCGAUCGGUAGUCGAACGACGCGAUACUUUCGUGGUCAUAACGGAUUUUGGAGUGUCAAGCAUUGGUGAUGUGGGUGCCGCAAACGGCGAACCGCUCUUGUAUGACGGCGAGGGUACAACAGCUUUCUCCAGCCCAGAAUCGCUAAAUUAUGUUGCAGGUCCCAUAUCAGGAGGCAAACGAGAAGUAUUUUCAUUAGGUGUGGUUCUUUACGCCAUGACUUAUGGUGCCCUACCGCAUGAAGGUAUCCUUCUGGCUAUAGUUUCACGGAGGACGUCCCAAAGAAUCAUGUCUUGA